AUGGUGGGGGUUGGUGCCGUGGUGGGCAACUUUGGGCCGCUCCAGAUCCACUGCUGCUUUAACCCGGAUGUCUGCUGGUCAGGAGGCUGGGAGACCGUGUGGAGACCACAGUCAGAAAGCACUGUCCACCCCAACCCAGCCGUGGAGUCCAGAGCUGCCUGCUAUAGCACUCCUCUGCCUUCUGAGUCGACUCAAAGGAAGAGGCAGAGCUCAGAGGAUGAAGAUCCCUGCACCUCAUACGAGAGACCCGCCAAACGCUCUGCUGAAGAUGCGUACAUAAAGGGCCCAAUGCUGGGUCAAGGUGGAUUCGGCUCGGUGUUUGCUGGGACCCGCAGCUCUGAUGGAUUGCCAGUGGCCAUCAAGUACGUGACUAAAGAUGAGGAGCACGAGGACAUGGAAGUUGAAGGUCAGGGUCUGCUGCCGCUGGAGGUCGCGUUGAUGACCCGGGUCAAUUCAGCUCCUGUCUGUCCCAGUGUCCUGAAGUUGCUGGAGCGGUUUGACCAUCCCGGCAGCUACGUCAUGAUCCUGGAACGGCCGGAUCCUUGCCAGGAUCUCCACAGAUUCUGUGAGGAGAACGGCUGUCUGGAUGAGAGCCAGGCCAAGAAGGUGCUACUGCAGCUCAUCGACGCUCUUAAACACUGCGAGAGCCGCGGCGUCUUCCACCGAGACGUCAAGCCACAGAACCUGCUCAUCUGCACCGAUACCAGCGAGAUCAAGCUGCUGGACUUUGACUGCGGACACCUCCUGAAGGACUCGGAGUAUAAAGAGUUUAUAGGCACUCUUUCAUACGCCCCUCCGGAGUGGUUUCGUUCCCACAGCUAUCGUGCCGGACCAGCUACUGCUUGGUCGCUGGGUGUGACGCUCUACAAGCUCCUGUGCAGUUCUCUACCUUUCAAAAGUGCAUGGAGGGUUCGCAGACUGCGCUUCCCGAGUCACCUGUCUGCAGACUGCCGUCAGUUGAUUAGAUGGUGUCUUAGAGCAGCAGCGGACGAGCGUCGCAGCUUACAGGACAUUGAACAGCAUCCCUGGUUACGCUCCGCAGGAGUGCAGGACACAGGAGCAGCAGAGACGGCUGGACACCUGCAGUGA
Sinocyclocheilus grahami is the source of this 1089-nucleotide messenger RNA. Its product is annotated as serine/threonine-protein kinase pim-3-like. Gene Ontology annotation, molecular function: protein serine/threonine kinase activity; ATP binding. Lineage: Eukaryota; Metazoa; Chordata; Actinopteri; Cypriniformes; Cyprinidae. The transcript has 8 exons. Gene Ontology annotation, cellular component: cytoplasm. Bases 1 to 1089 code for a protein of 362 amino acids. The record is from RefSeq and is a predicted model, not a curated record. Gene Ontology annotation, biological process: protein autophosphorylation; regulation of mitotic cell cycle; negative regulation of apoptotic process.